AUGGAGCCUCCACAAGCCGGCCUGGACCUGGAAAAGGAGCUGACGUGCUCGAUCUGCACGGAGCUCCUAUACCGACCUUUGACCCUUCUUGACUGCCUUCACACCUUUUGCGGCGCCUGUCUCAAGGAAUGGUUCUCCUUUCAAGCCACGACGGCCGAGCGAUCGCCAAACCCGCCAGUUCCCGGUGCCAACAUCUUUACUUGCCCAUCAUGUCGAGCCGCCGUUCGAGAUACCGCGCACAAUGCCACCGUUGUGACGCUCCUGGACAUGUACAUCGCUGCGAAUCCGGAUAAGGAUCGGUCGGCCGCGGAGAAGGAGGAGAUGGCCAAGAAGUACAAGCCUGGCGACCAGGUGCUGCCCAAAGUAAACACCCAUAGAACGGCCGAAGAGCGGCGCGCAGACGAAGAGGAUAGAAGGUUGGUGGACGAGGUUAGAGAGCUGAGUCUGCAGGAAUCCGGAAUAUCAUCUGGACCCCCAAGGACACGACGUAGACGUGAGAGUCGCUCUGCGGAUGAUAGAGGCAGGUCGGGCAGAGAUCGGAGCUUGGACAGCCGCCAGCGUCGACCAGGACAUCGCCCUCGCACAGACGACGGAGCCCGUCACAGCGCCGACCAGCUGUCCGAGGGUGAACGAAGACAUCGACGAAGCGACUCGAGGCAGCGCCAGAUUGAGCAUCAGUCAUCCAUCAGGUCGCUCAUCAGCUCAGCCGACAUGAGCGAGCGAGACAUUGAGAGAGAAAUCGAGGACUUUGCCAGGCAGAUUCAGGAGGAAGGCCUUCUUGACGGACUUGAUUUGGAUAGUAUCGACUUGAGUCGUGAUGACGAGCUCAGUAGGCGCAUCACCGAGGCGUACCGACGACGACAGAGGGAACGCGCGCGAGACACAUCGCGGAGGAACAACGGAAGUAGUUAUCAGUCAUCAUCACGGCACACAGAGCCUGGGCAGCCGGACUCCCGCAUGCUGGCCCCGGACGGAAACAGGGCACCCAGAGGAAGACCCCGUCCUCAUUCCAGAUCAACAAGCGCAGCCAGUGCAGCCAGCGCUGCCAGCCAGACCGAGGAGCGAAGUCGACCACCGCCAUCCAACCCUUCAGCAAAUCUUGAGGUACAGGACACAGGUCGACGGACAAGGCGCAGGACCGCCAGCGGAAGCCGUAGUGCUACUGCACCGGUCUUUCCAACUACCAGCGAGGCCAGGCCUGCUGCCCGAUCUUCAACUGAUCUCACGUUGAGAUCUCAAACCUCGGAUCCGACUCAAUCUCGACCUAGCUUCAGUGAGGGACGUAGCACCAGCACUCCUAUUCACCAUGGACCGUUCCCUAACCCAUCCGAAGCUGCGGCGUCGACGGGCAACAAUGGAAACCUGUCUUUUGCCAACCGGCAAGGAAACACAUCAACCACCUCAGGUGCAGCGCAGUCUUCAACUGGCCACGCCGAACAAACAGCAGGACGCAGUAGUCGUUCCCGUCCUGCAGACCUCGCGAUUGUUCACCAGACGGUGGCCAGUCCAGUCAGUAGCCCAACUGUCUCGGGACAGGGACAUCAGAGAACCAGAUCUCAACUAUUUCCCGAGCCAUCCAUCAGCUGUGCUCGAUGCAACAAACCACACAUUGAGUAUGAGCUUCACUACAACUGUUCCAUCUGCGCCAGCGGCCAGUGGAACAUGUGCCUCGACUGCUACCGAGCAGGCAAAGGUUGUCUUUACUGGUUUGGAUUUGGUUACGGUGCCUGGUCCAAAUGGGAAAAAACACGCCAACAGAAAGGAGAUCCCUCAAUGGCAAGGCCACACCUGCUCACAGCAAGUCGGUAUCGACCUCCUCGCGCUACUCCCGGCGGCGCAGAUGGUCGGAAAACCAUGACGACCGACGAUCCCCGGAAUCGACUGGAGAGUGGCACAUUUUGUGCCAGAUGUUCUGCCUGGACAAAUGAGUGUUACUGGCGCUGCGAUGUUUGCAACGAAGGAGAUUGGGGUUUCUGCAACAACUGCGUGAAUCAAGGGAGAUCAUGCACGCAUACUCUGCUGCCAUUAGCUCAUGAAGCAACACAGCCAGCUCAAAGCAGAUCAGGAAGCCCGCCAAGAUCACCAGGGAGACCUCCAGCAGCAACCAUCUUCAAAGGACCCAACGCGUCAAACGCUGGCCCCUUCAAGCCCCUGACAUUUGCGACACGAUGCGAUAUCUGUCAGGAUCCUAUUCUCCCGAACAAGGCAAGGUAUCACUGCUAUCAAUGCACAAGCUCUCUCGUUCCAGAUGCGGCACCAGGCGAUUACGAUAUUUGCGCAUCUUGCUAUGGCACUCUCGUCACUCAGCGUCAGAUCAGCCCCGAGAACGGUCACGCCGGGUGGAGGAGGUGUCUUCACGGUCACAGAAUGGUAGUUGUUGGAUUCACUGACGGAAAGAUCGGGCAGUGGAGGUACAUCGCUCAGGACCUAGUUGGAGGUCGUGGCCUACGAUUCGAGCCAGCCGACAAGCCGGAACAUCGUGAGAAGGGACUUCAGAAAUGGGUAUGGCAACGCGGCGAUCAGACAGCAGCUCGUCUCGUCACCAGGGACGUAUCAGAAACAGCACCCUCCAGCGACGGCUCGACAAACUUUACACAGAGCUUCCCUCCGGAUGGCGGGGUAGGCAUGAAGGCGAGCGCGAGGUGGGGAUGGUAUCCCAAGUCGGGAGCAGACGACGAGCUCCUCUUCCCUCGGGGGGCAGAAAUCAAAGAAAUUGAAGACGUGAACGGAGAUUGGUACUUUGGGACAUAUAUGGGCUCUCGGGGACUGUUCCCAGCGCCCUGCCCGCCGGUUGCGGCCCCACCACAUCUAGACGCUUUCCCUUCUUACCAAGCCAAAACCCUCCACAAAGCAACCUCGCUCGCCUGGGACUCUUUCGUUUCUGUUGCUCUGUCAAUUGACCUCUUCCGAAGCUCGCGAUCCUCUUGCUCCGUCCCAAUGUUCCGUCACAGCGUCCGGCGGCUCGCCGUUGCUGCCGCAAAGGCUGCUGAGCCUAGCGCCCACACCAUCGCCGUGUCCCAGGCCCAGGGCGUUUCUCGGGGUCUUACCGGAGCCAUCGGAAACACCCCCCUCAUCCGCCUCAACCACCUCUCCGAAGAGACGGGCUGCGAGAUCCUCGGCAAGGCCGAGUUCAUGAACCCCGGUGGCUCGGUCAAGGAUCGUGCCGCCCUCUACGUGGUCAAGGACGCCGAGGAGCGCGGCCUGCUCAAGCCCGGCGGCACUGUGGUCGAGGGCACCGCCGGAAACACGGGCAUCGGUCUCGCCCACGUCUGCCGGUCGCGGGGUUACAAGCUCGUCAUCUACAUGCCCAACACGCAGUCACAGGGCAAGAUCGACCUCCUCCGGCUCCUCGGCGCAGAGGUCUAUCCCGUCCCCGCCGUCGCCUUUGAUAACCCCGAGAACUACAACCACCAGGCCCGCCGCCACGCCGAGCGACUUGACAACGCCGUCUGGACGAACCAGUUCGACAACACUGCCAACCGCCGGGCGCACAUUGAGACUACAGGACCUGAGAUCUGGGCUCAGACGCAGGGCAAGGUCGAUGCUUUCACUUGCGCUACCGGUACCGCUGGCACUCUGGCCGGUAUCACUCGGUAUCUCAAGGAGGUUUCAAACGGCCGGGUGAAGAGCUUCCUCGCCGAUCCUCCUGGCAGUGUUCUGCACUCGUACAUCUCUUCAGGCGGCAAGCUCAUUGAGCGCACGGGGUCCAGUAUCACUGAGGGCAUCGGCCAGGGCCGCAUCACGGACAACCUCCAGCCCGAUAUCGGUCUCGUGGACGGCUCCCUGACCAUCGCCGACGAGAAGAGUAUUGAGAUGGUGUACCGCUGCCUUGACGAGGAGGGCCUGUACCUGGGCGCCAGCUCGUCGCUCAACGUGGUGGCGGCCAAGGAGGUGGCCCAGAAGCUGGGCAAGGGCCACACCGUCGUCACGGUUCUCUGCGACGGCGCCUACAGAUACGCCGACCGGUUGUUCUCGCGCAAGUGGCUGACGGAGAAGAAGCUCCUGGGGGCCAUCCCCAAGCACCUGGAGAAGUACAUUGUUCUACCAUAG
Messenger RNA from Fusarium keratoplasticum, 4050 nucleotides. Its product is annotated as RING-type domain-containing protein. The record is from RefSeq and is a predicted model, not a curated record. Bases 1 to 4050 code for a protein of 1349 amino acids. Lineage: Eukaryota; Fungi; Ascomycota; Sordariomycetes; Hypocreales; Nectriaceae. Gene Ontology annotation, cellular component: cytoplasm. Gene Ontology annotation, molecular function: cysteine synthase activity; protein binding; metal ion binding. The transcript has 4 exons.